GAUUAAUGCAAUUGGCCGAGAAGACUUAAAGGUGAAGCCUAUGGAAAGAGUCCGAAAGUCGUACCUUAUUUGUACUAUUCACUUUAGUGCAGAAGCCCGCUAUGUUGGAACCAGAAAUAAAUCGACCUUAAAACAGGAUGCAAUUCCUUCUCUAUUUCUUAAUGCUUCUAACAGGAAAGAAGUUUCUUCUGCCAAAAUGGUUAAACUACGCUCAAAGCAUAGUUUAUCAGAGCAAAUAGGUUCACCUGAAGUAGAAACAGUUAACAUCUCCAUACCAUCAACUUCAAAAUUGAUUUGUGAAGAAGUUUUACCAGUUUCUUCAUCUAAACUUAUUACACCAGAACAAAAUAUGCAAUCCCAGGUCAUGAUGUGUACUCCAACAAAAAUUUCAAGUUUAAACAAAUUAAUUUACAGAGGAUGUUUUUCGUUGUGAAGAUCAUGAUACGUUCAAAUCGUUUCUUUAUUAUGUUUCCAAAUUUCAUUUAUUUGUAUGGUUGAAAAACAUUAAUAAGAUUGUGAAAGGGAAACAAAAAGUUGAAAAAUCAUCAGAUAAGAUGAAAAUAUAUGCUGCGAAAAAAUUUGAAAAGCAAUUAAAAUAUUCAAAAAAAAUGAAAAAUCUCAAAUGUUUGAAUAUAA
Messenger RNA from Diorhabda sublineata, 636 nucleotides. RefSeq lists its product as uncharacterized. The record is from RefSeq and is a predicted model, not a curated record. Lineage: Eukaryota; Metazoa; Arthropoda; Insecta; Coleoptera; Chrysomelidae. The transcript has 3 exons. The coding region runs from base 41 to 433 and encodes 130 amino acids.